CAUGCACAGACUUAAUUAUAAAUACAUAUAUAUAUAUACGUAUAGAGAGAGAGAGAGAGAGAGAGAGAGAGGGGAGAGAGAGAGAGUUUGUGUGUGUUUUGACAAAUGGGGAGAAGCGCUUGCUGUUCAAAGGAGGGGUUGAACAGAGGAGCUUGGACUGCUAUUGAAGAUAAAAUUCUCACUGAAUACAUUAAACUCCAUGGUGAAGGCAAGUGGAGAAACCUCCCCAAAAAAGCAGGUCUUAAGAGAUGUGGGAAGAGUUGUAGGCUUAGGUGGUUAAAUUACUUGAGACCAGACAUCAAGAGAGGCAACAUUUCUCCUGAAGAGGAAGAGCUCAUCAUCCGUCUCCACAAGCUACUCGGCAAUAGAUGGUCGUUGAUAGCUGGGAGACUUCCAGGGCGAACAGACAAUGAAAUAAAGAACUACUGGAACACCAUUUUAGGGAAGAAAGCCAAAGAUGGUUAUCAAAUCUUGUUUCCUCACACCAUUAACCACCGUUCAUCAAAUCAUGAUCAUCAUCAUCAUCAGCAGCAGCAGCCUAAUUUGACACAUAGAGAAAAAGUUGCUCCAAACACGGCCUCUCCAUCCUUAUCAUCAAAGAAAGAGCAGUCAUCACGGGUGAUCAGGACUAAAGCCUUCAAGUGUGCCAAAGUUUUCAUCAACCCAUCUCAGCCGUCCAACCCCGAUCAUCAUCAUCAUCACCACAAUCAUGGUAAUGCCUUGACAGGACCAUUGAUGUAUGAUAACAACAAUACUGGACCAACUGAUGACAAGUCAAUGGAGGAGGAGCACAACAAUAACAUGUUGUUUGGUUGUAGAGAAACUGAUGAUAUGAUGGAUUUCAGCAUGGGAGAGCUCUGGUCCUCAGAUUUUCUUAACUCGGAGUUUUUAAGUUCUUAUGAUGAUCAAUUGAUCAAUUGUGGCAACAACAACAACGAUUUAUCGGCCGGUCGGCGGUCGAUGAUCAUCGAUGAAAUUCUGCAGGAGGACGGGGCCAAUAUCGGAGACUGUCUUGAACCAAAUGUGGAUGGAAAGAACUCACAUUCCUUCAAUUUGGAAGGAGACUGGUUUGGCUAAUUAAUCUCAAUACAUUCCUGUUUCUAGUCUAGGUAUGGUAAGUGAUAUAUGCCUAGUUUGAUAAAGCUUUUUCAACGUAGUAGAUAUGCCAGUAGAAAUGAUGGUAACAUAAAUGUUGGACAAUUUUAGUAGCAGAUAUGCUACUUAAAUGCUGUGUAAUAUUUGGUUGAACUUUUGUUGGUAACAUUUUUGCUGUGUAGCAUAUUAUGAUAAAUUACGGUAGGAGUAUUAUGUAA
Messenger RNA from Tripterygium wilfordii, 1313 nucleotides. Its product is annotated as transcription factor MYB1-like. The record is from RefSeq and is a predicted model, not a curated record. The transcript has 3 exons. NCBI's taxonomy places the organism in Eukaryota, Viridiplantae, Streptophyta, Magnoliopsida, Celastrales, Celastraceae. The coding region runs from base 106 to 1077 and encodes 323 amino acids.